AUGGAAUUUCCCGGGACAAAGUUACGAAUAGGACAAGUGAUUUUUCCUCUUAUUCUUCUACUUACAAUAGCUCCAAUCAUUUAUCUUCUUUUUGGUUAUCCUCUCUAUUACUCACCAUCAUCAAUUUACAAACAUGUAUCGAAUUCACCAUCGAAAAACUCUUUUCCAUCGCUUUCUUCAUCUAGUUCAUCACAACUAGUGUCAUCAUCAACGGAUCAUAACAAGACAUUACCAUCAUUGUACGACAAUAACAAUGAUUAUGACGACACAUAUCAUGUUUCUAAGCCCUCAUCAUCUUUGCAUACUGAGUACAACCAACAUUCCAUAUCAUCAUCAUCGUCGAAUGUUGAUGAUGAUCAUCAAGAAACUGAUCAUAAACCGAAGAGAUCAUGCGAUCUAUUCUCCGGCGAGUGGGUCCCAAACCCUGAAGCUCCGUACUACACAAACACGACAUGCUGGGCGAUACACGAGCAUCAAAACUGCAUGAAGUUUGGGAGACCUGAUUUAGGUUUCAUGAAAUGGAGAUGGAAACCAAGUGGGUGUGAUCUCCCUUUGUUUGAUCCUAUCGAGUUUCUCGAGUUGCUUAGAGGCAAAAGCAUGGCCUUUGUUGGUGACUCCGUUAGCAGAAACCAUGUCCAGUCUUUGAUCUGCCUACUCUCUAGGGUGGAAUAUCCCGAGGACGACUCAAGACAACAAGACUUUAACUUCCAAAGAUGGAAAUACAAAACGUACAACCUAACAAUUGCCACAUUUUGGACAACCCAUUUGGUUCGGUCCGAAGAAACCGGUCCGGGCGGUCCGAAUUCAUUCUACAAUCUCUACCUCGAUGAACCGGAUCCUUCUUGGGCUUCCCAAAUCGUUGAGUUCGAUUACCUCAUCAUUUCCUCCGGGCAAUGGUUUUUUCGACCACUCUUUCUUUUUGACAAACAAAAAACGAUAGGCUGCUUGUAUUGUUACAUUCCCGGAGUCAGAAAUGUCGGGGCACAUUUCGCGUAUAGAAGAGCUUUAAGAACAACAUUUAAGACAAUCAAAGGGUUAGAGAAUUUUAAAGGACAAGUGUUUCUAAGGACAUUUGCACCUUCGCAUUUUGAGGAUGGAGAAUGGGAUAAAGGUGGAAAUUGCUUGAAAACGCGACCAUACAGGAGCAAUGAGACAGAGUUAGAAGGUAUGAAUCUAGAGACACACAACAUUCAACUAGAUGAAUUUCGCAUUGCGAAAAGAGACAAAAACAAAAGUAACGGAUUAAAAUUGAGAUUACUAGAUGUAACAAAACUAAUGUUGUUAAGGCCAGAUGGACAUCCGAGCAGAUUUGGGCAUAAACGUGAAGAUAAAGUUAUACUAUACAAUGAUUGUGUACAUUGGUGUUUACCAGGCCCGAUUGAUUCAUGGAAUGAUUUUUUACUCGAGAUGUUGAGACGUAAAUGA
This is a messenger RNA of Eutrema salsugineum, 1425 nucleotides long. Its product is annotated as protein trichome birefringence-like 20. Gene Ontology annotation, cellular component: Golgi apparatus. The coding region runs from base 1 to 1425 and encodes 474 amino acids. The transcript has 3 exons. The record is from RefSeq and is a predicted model, not a curated record. Gene Ontology annotation, molecular function: O-acetyltransferase activity. Lineage: Eukaryota; Viridiplantae; Streptophyta; Magnoliopsida; Brassicales; Brassicaceae.